Myotis lucifugus (little brown bat) is the source of this 2171-nucleotide messenger RNA. RefSeq names its product dihydrolipoamide branched chain transacylase E2 (gene DBT). Gene Ontology annotation, cellular component: mitochondrion; cytoplasm. The record is from RefSeq and is a predicted model, not a curated record. Gene Ontology annotation, molecular function: lipoic acid binding; acetyltransferase activity. Bases 21 to 1469 code for a protein of 482 amino acids. NCBI's taxonomy places the organism in Eukaryota, Metazoa, Chordata, Mammalia, Chiroptera, Vespertilionidae. The transcript is spliced from 11 exons.
GCUGUAGUUUCCGGAGUAAGAUGGCCGCAGUGCGUGUGCUGCGGACCUGGAGCCAGAGAGCCGGGCGGCUGGUUUGCGUUCGCUACUUUCAGACACGGAGUGAUGUUCGUGCUUUGAAACCCAAAUAUGUGUGUUUCUUCGGCCACCCUUCCUUCAAGGCUAGCCAUCCGCACCGACCGCUGAAAACAACUGCUGGUCACCGGGGACAGAUUGUCCAGUUCAAACUCUCAGACAUCGGAGAAGGCAUCAGAGAAGUAACUGUCAAAGAAUGGUUCGUGAAGGAAGGAGACACCGUGUCUCAGUUCGACAGCAUCUGUGAAGUUCAGAGCGACAAAGCUUCUGUUACCAUCACCAGUCGUUACGAUGGCGUCAUUAAGAAACUGUACUAUAACCUAGAGGACACGGCCUAUGUGGGGAAGCCACUCGUCGACAUAGAAACAGAAGCUUUAAAAGAUUCCGAGGAGGAUGUGGUGGAAACGCCUGCCGUGUCCCAUGACGAGCACACUCACCAGGAGAUAAAAGGGCACAAGACGCUGGCCACCCCGGCGGUGCGCCGCCUGGCCAUGGAGAACAACAUUAAGCUGAGUGAAGUUGUUGGCUCAGGAAAAGAUGGCAGAAUACUCAAAGAAGAUAUUCUCAACUUUUUGGAGAAGCAGACAGGAGCUAUAUUACCUCCUUCACCAAAAGCCGAAAUUAUGCCACCUCCACCGAAACCAAAAGACAAACCUCUUCCUACCCCAGUGGCAAAACCUGUGGUAUUCACAGGCCAGGACAGAACAGAGCCCAUAACAGGCUUUCGGAAAGCGAUGGUCAAGACCAUGACCGCAGCCCUGAAGAUCCCGCACUUCGGCUACUGUGACGAGGUCGACCUCACCGAGCUGGUGAAGCUGCGAGAAGAAUUGAAACCCGUUGCUUCUGCUCGUGGAAUUAAACUCUCCUUUAUGCCCUUCUUCAUAAAGGCCGCCUCCCUGGGAUUGCUGCAGUUCCCCAUCCUCAAUGCCUCGGUGGACGAGAGCUGCCAGAAGGUCACCUACAAGGCGUCUCACAACAUCGGGGUGGCCAUGGACACCGAGCAGGGGCUGAUCGUCCCGAACGUGAAGAGCGUCCAGGCGCGAUCCGUGAUGGACAUCGCGGCGGAGCUGAACCGCCUCCAGCAGCUGGGCUCCACGGGGCAGCUCAGCACCGCCGACCUCACGGGGGGCACCUUCACCCUCUCCAACAUCGGCUCCAUCGGCGGCACCUACGCCAAAGCAGUGAUCCUGCCGCCCGAAGUCGCCAUUGGGGCUCUUGGGUCAAUUAAGGCCCUUCCUCGGUUCAACCAGAAGGGAGACGUGUAUAAGGCGCAGAUCAUGAACGUGAGCUGGUCGGCCGAUCACAGAGUCAUCGACGGGGCCACCAUGUCGCGCUUCUCCAACCUGUGGAAGUCCUACUUGGAAAACCCAGCGUCCAUGCUGCUGGACCUGAAGUGAAGACCGGACGUCCCCAGCUGUUGGAGCUUCCAAAGAGAAUAGGGCCUCGCUGUGCCGCGGCCCCCGACAGUCCGUGUCGUGCCCGUUGUGUUGGAUGAUUAAAUUCUGAGGCGCCACGCUUACCCCUGCUCCGAUACCCUCUCCUGCAAGUGAGGAACAGUGGGCUGGUUCUUCCGCGGCUGUAGUCACAUUGUAUAGGUCAUGGUGUUAGUUCUUAAUGGUGCUGAGGCCGCUGUGUCAAUGGAUUGAAACUGCCAAGAACACAAUUCGUUCCCCAGAAGACAGGUAGCCAUAGAUAGUAUCUGCCCUAUUCCUUCUCUUCUCUUAAACUGACUCAGUGAGACUUUUUGAUUACACGAAGUAGGGAAAAGGACUGUACAAAAAUACCUUCCAUUCCCCACAGGAAUGCAAUUGCUGUAUAAACCAAGUGCAAUUAUACUUUGGAUCUAAGAUACCCAGGGGUCUGUUACUGUGCAAAGGUCGUCAAUGCCUUAUUUAUGUAAAUUAGUAUCUUUUAAAGGGGGAGAUUGUAAGUGGAUCUUAAUGCCCAGUUACAUUUUAUAACCAGUGAAGAGAGAGAGCCAUCCAAUUGGUGUGGCUCAGUGGUUGAGUGUUGACCUACGAACCAGAAGGUCAUGGUUCCACCCCAGUCAGGAUACAUGCCCAGGUUGCAGUCCCAGUGUAGGGCGUACAGGAGGCAGC